This is a messenger RNA of Drosophila novamexicana, 3732 nucleotides long. RefSeq names its product bifunctional heparan sulfate N-deacetylase/N-sulfotransferase (gene sfl). Gene Ontology annotation, cellular component: Golgi apparatus. Gene Ontology annotation, molecular function: deacetylase activity; heparan sulfate N-sulfotransferase activity. The transcript is spliced from 6 exons. Bases 997 to 3501 code for a protein of 834 amino acids. Lineage: Eukaryota; Metazoa; Arthropoda; Insecta; Diptera; Drosophilidae. The record is from RefSeq and is a predicted model, not a curated record.
UGUGUGUGACAUAUCGAUAUGUAAUAAAGCAAUUGCAACUCUAACCGCGAUACCUCGCAGUCAGCUGUGAACUAGUUCAGCGUCGUAGUUUUUUUUGUUCGUUUCGUUUCUCUCUUUCAUCAGUUUCAUUUUAUCCUUUAUUGUGGCCAGUCGCAUUGGCGUUCGCGCACGGAAUUUUCGUGAUUGAACAUUAAAGUUAAUUGAAUGUAUAACUUACAAUAGAAAUGUGCGUAAAACAACAAUAAUAAUUGACGCCCGCGGGCAGCAAUAAAGUGUACAGUGCGCGAAGUGCCCACCGGAAUAUGAAGCAACAACGCGCGUUGCGGGCGGCCGUGGAAGUAACGAUUUUUGCAUGAGUCGCGCUUGGCCAAAAAAAAAAAGUAAGAAAAACAAAGAGGCUGCCAAAUUAAAAUGCAGUGCCUAUAACUAAUCAGUUUUGUAAUUAUAAGUGCUAACACGGCUAUAAAUAAAUUUGUUUAUUUCGAUGCCCGUUUGUGACUGUUUGUAAUUCGGUUUUUGCUUUGUUGCUGCUGUUUGUUUGUGUUUUUGCGCUACUCUCUCUCUUUAACGUAAGCGCGUCAUUCAAUUCAUGUGAGUGUGUUGGUGCCGUGACGUAAACAAAUGCAAAUGAAAAGGCACUUGUGUGCGAAUAUUUAAAAAAUGCCAACAACAAAACAGCCGCAUGCCGAUGCCGAUGCCGUUUCACGUGCCAAAUAUACAUUGUAGCAACAACAAAACGAUAACUUUUUCGCCUCGUGUGUUUUGUGCAUCUCAUUCGCUGCAAGGCCAGCUGAGCGCAACACGUUUGUGUUGUUUCUGCUGCAUGCGUAGGCGGGCAGAGCAGCAACAGCAGCGCAGCAGCAUGUGCGAAUGUGUGCGUGCAUUAAUUGAAACAUAGAUGCGACAGCUCUUCAAGAAGGCAGAGACGAAAGGAGCUGCAGCUAUAUUUGGCUCAUUCAGCGUGAUACUCAUCCGGCGCCCAUAAUCAACUGCCGAAUGAUAAACUCAGCUGGCAAACACAUACGUGAUGCCUCACCAGCGCCCGAUCAUCGUUCCGAGGCACGUCUACGCAUCGAUCCCAAGGUGUUGGUUUUUGUGGAGACAACGUACUCUGGUCUGGGUCGGGACAUUGCCGAGCUGCUGGUCUACAAUCGGAUCAAAUAUAAAAUCGAAGUAGCCGGCAAAAGUCUUCCUGUGCUGACGAAUCUGGACAAGGGUCGCUAUGGCGUCAUUGUCUUUGAGAAUCUGGACAAGUAUCUCAACAUGGACAAGUGGAAUCGUGAAUUGCUGGACAAGUAUUGCCGCGAGUACUCCGUUGGCAUUGUGGGCUUUGUCAGUCCCAGCGAGGAGACGCUUGUCGGUGCCCAGCUGCGCGACUUUCCGCUCUUCGUGCACACGAAUCUUCGUCUGCGAGAUGCCAGUCUGAAUCCCGCUUCAUCUGUGCUGCGUCUAACGCGUGCCGGCGAAACGGCGUGGGGCGCCUUACCCGGCGAUGAUUGGGCUGUGUUUCAGCAUAAUCACAGCACCUACGAGCCGGUCGAGUGGGCGCAGCGCAACACACAGGAAUAUCCGGCAGACAGUGUGGGUCAGGUGCAGCUGCCGCUCACGACGGUGCUGCAGGAUCGCGGACAGCUGGAUGGCAUCCAGCGCGUGCUCUUUGGCAGCAGCCUACGUUUCUGGCUACAUCGUUUGGUCUUCCUGGACGCGCUUAGCUAUCUCAGUCAUGGUCAGCUGAGUCUCAGCCUCGAGCGCAUGAUUCUGGUGGACAUCGAUGAUAUCUUUGUGGGCGAGAAGAGCACACGUCUGCGCCCGGAUGAUGUGCGCGCUCUGAUUGCCACGCAAAAGAUUAUUGCCGGCAUGGUGCCCGGAUUCCGUUUCAAUUUGGGCUUCUCCGGCAAGUAUUAUCAUCACGGCACCAGGGAGGAGAAUCUGGGCGAUGAUUUUCUGCUGCAGAAUGUGCAGGAGUUCAAUUGGUUCUCGCACAUGUGGAAGCACCAGCAGCCGCAUCUGUAUGACAACCUCACCCUGCUCAUGGCUGAGAUGCAGCUAAACUAUGCGUUCGCAAAGGAGCAUAAUAUACCCACAAAUUCGGGCUACUCCAUAUCGCCGCAUCAUUCGGGCGUCUACCCAGCACACGAGCUGCUCUACCUCGCCUGGAAGCAGGUUUGGAAUGUGAAGGUCACCUCCACGGAGGAGUAUCCACAUUUGCGACCCGCACGCUUGCGUCGUGGUUUCAUCCAUCGGAAUAUUAUGGUGCUGCCGAGGCAGACUUGUGGGUUGUUUACUCACACCAUGUACAUAGAUCGUUAUCCGGGCGGGCGGGACAAACUGGACGAGUCGAUACAGGGCGGUGAGCUGUUCCAGACCAUCGUCUACAAUCCCAUCAACAUAUUCAUGACGCACAUGUCCAACUAUGGCUCCGAUCGCCUAGCUCUCUACACAUUCCAAUCGGUCAUCAAGUUCCUGCAGUGCUGGACAAAUCUGAAGCUUGCCUCAGCACCGCCCAUACAAUUGGCUGAGAUGUACUUCCGACUGCAUCCAGAGGAGGUCGACCCAGUGUGGGGCAAUCCCUGUGACGAUGCGCGUCACAAAAAGAUCUGGUCCAAGACCAAAAACUGUGACUCGCUGCCCAAAUUUUUGGUUAUCGGGCCUCAAAAAACGGGCACCACCGCCCUCUACACAUUCCUCUCCAUGCACGGCAGCGUUGCCAGCAACAUACCCAGCCCGGACACCUUCGAGGAGGUGCAGUUCUUCAAUGGCAACAACUACUACAGAGGCCUGGACUGGUACAUGGACUUCUUCCCCUCGGAAACGCUGCCCAACACCAGCUCCCCCAUGCCCACCACACUGGGCACACCCCGAUACAUGUUCGAGAAGAGUGCCACCUACUUUGACGGCGAAGCGGUGCCCAAGCGGGCACAUGCUCUGCUGCCACAUGCCAAAAUUGUGACCAUACUGAUAUCGCCAGCGAAGCGCGCCUACUCCUGGUAUCAGCAUCAGCGUGCCCAUGGCGAUGUUAUAGCCAACAACUAUAGUUUCUAUCAGGUCAUAACUGCCAGCGAUUCGGCGCCGCGUGCACUGAAGGAUUUGCGGAAUCGGUGCCUUAAUCCGGGCAAAUACGCACAGCAUCUGGAGCACUGGCUGGCCUACUAUCCCGCCCAGCAGGUGCAUAUAAUCGAUGGCGAGCAAUUGCGCCUCAAUCCCAUCGAUGUGAUGAACGAGCUGCAGCGCUUUUUGAAAAUCCAACCGCUCCUCGACUAUUCCAAUCACCUGCGCUACGAUGUGAAGAAGGGCUUCUACUGCCAGGCUGUCAGCGAGAAGCGCAAUAAAUGCCUUGGCAAGUCCAAGGGGCGCCAAUACCCGCAAAUGGAUGAGCGCAGUGCCAAGCUGUUGCAGCGCUACUAUCUGAAUCACAAUACGGCGCUGGAGAAGCUGUUGAAGAAGCUCGGCUCACGUCCCAUACCGCAAUGGCUCAAGGAUGAUUUGUCCACGGGCACGUGAUAGCAGCUAUUUGGAGGCGUGGCCAUUGGCGCUGUCGAACUUGGAAUUGGCUUAGGAAUUGGAAUCGGCGGCAACAAAUAUCGCAAAUUGCGUGCUAAACUCAGGAAACAGUUGCACUGGCUGCAAAUGGCGGCGGCAACGGCGCCAGCAGCGACGUCUGUAACUAUGCAGCAUGGUCGAGCAAGCAGCGCAGCAGCAGCAGCAGCAGGCAGCGACAAAAGCAGCAGCAGA